AUGGCUUUGCUGCCUGCCAGCUCCAGCCUGGCUGCUUUGCAGCCAGUGCAUUUGUCACAGCUGCAGGCCCAGAUCCCUAGGCCCAAGGUUAAGGAGGGAGGAGGCAUAGGAGGGAAGAAGGGAAGGAAAACUUGGCACGCGCACGUGCGACUGGUGGGGUCAUGGCUUCUAGCUGUGCCAAUGGCUGCCAAGUGCCGCCCAUCCAGGCCCCUAAGAUGCCGCUUGAUCCGGAACGCACAGGUUGCGGACACUGACUCUGAGACACCUCGUCGAGCAGCACUAGCGGUUUUAGGCAGCGCUCUUGCUGUCACUGGAGUUGAUGCGGCCUUUCGAGCCUCGGAUGAGAAGUAUGCAGCCCUGGGCACCAUCUUAGCCCCUGCACCGUACAAAGAAACGCUUCGAACUGAGCUUGUGCCAGGACAUAUUUGGGGCUUUGAGCAAUGUAUUGCACUGGCUUCGGUUUCAACUAAUAUACGCAUGACCGCUGUCAAGCUUCGAAAUGGGGAUCUUUGGGUUUCGGCACCCAUCUCGCCAACGCGGCAGUGUUUGCGCUUGCUGGACGAGCUUGGGAAGGUGGCUCACCUCGUUGUUCCGUCCACCGCCUUGGAACACAAAGCUUCGCUUGCGGAAUUCAAGCGGACUUACCCAAAAGCCACCAUCUGGGCCACGCCCGGGCAGGCUCCCCCCAUCACGGUGCCCAGCGACAGCCGCAUCCUGGGCCAAGGCCAAGCCCCACCUUGGGCCGAUGAAUUGGACUGUAAAGUCUUCUUCGUGGAGCCACCUGUGACGGACACUUUUGCCGAGGCAGUUUUCUUCCACAAGGAGACCCGGACCCUGCUGGUCACCGACUGUGCCUUAAAACUGCCUGCAAAUCCGCCCAAAAUCCUGGAAAGCUACGGUUACGAUGGAACUCCCGGGCCAAUCUCUUUGGAGCAGUGGAGGUACAAGGCCAUUGCCUUCGAUUUCGUAACUGGCCGAAAUCAGGAUGAGAAGGACUUCGCAGCCCUGGCGCGUCCCGCAACUUUAGUCAAUCCGCUGCUGCGAUUCAUCGUAUACCGCCGCUGUCCCGAGCAAGCGGCCGCCUGGGUCAAAGAUGUAGCAAGGUGGCCGUUUGUCCGCAUCAUUCCGGCGCACUUGCAGGCGCCUUUUGACUGUACGCCAGCACAAUUCCUCGAGGCGUUUGGCUUCCUGUUUGGCAAGAAGACCUCAUGGGAGCCAGAGGAACCGAUCUGUCUACAUCUGUCUUGCUGUGAUCAUCUUGCAAAAGAUAGGGAAUGUAGAUGUCAUGGAGGCAAGCUCACAGUCAGACCGGAGACCGGCCGGCGUGAGAUCUGA
Molecule: messenger RNA, 1335 nt
Organism: Symbiodinium pilosum
Lineage: Eukaryota; Dinophyceae; Suessiales; Symbiodiniaceae
Source: the annotation of a GenBank genome assembly